UGUUGGAAACGCAGAGCAUCAAUGGAGAUAUAGAAUUUUCAAAUCUGAUAAACGCCUGCAGAAAUGGAAAUUGCCUUGAAUUGGCUGCAGAAGGCAUACUUAACCAUUAUCCAUGUAAGGAUACAUUUCUGUGUGGUUGUCCAGAAUCAUUCUUCUUCAGUAAUGAAAUAUACAAAUAUCCUAAAUGUCUACAAAUCAAUCCAGAGCUUGGAUGUUUCGAUGCUGAUAUUCGCUGCAUUACUUCAAGAGCUUAUAGAGCUGGUUUCUUAAACCAAACGGGAAAUCUAACGACUGAUGAAGCAAAGGUUUUUAAUUUCUCUGCCAAGUGCGACGAUACAAAUAUUCAAUGUGUUGUUUCAAAACUCUCAUUUCCAUUGUGUCAAACGACUAACAAAAGCAUUCAAUGUAAGACGUUCUCCAAAACUGAUGACAAAUGGAGAACCACCACUGUAGUUACGAUUUGUGUGAUUGUAUGUGGCCUUGUCAUGUAUGGUAUUUACUGGAUAUACAGAAAGUUUCAAAAUAAAGUCAUCAAAAAUCAACCCAAAGAACAUUUGUUACAAGCAAGCCAAUCAGACGCUCGGGGCACAGCGGAACACCGACAUUUACAAGGCAGUGAAACUAACGAUGAUGACUCGGAUUUUAUGUCUCUCGUAGAAGCAUGUAGAGAGGGAGAUGUAAAUAGAUAUCAUAAGCUAACAACACCACUAGAAUUUAACAAAGACUUGCUGAAAAUGAAGGAUAACAUGGGCUGGACGGUCCUUUUUCAUGCUGUAUAUGGAGGAAGCCAUGAUAUAGUGUACAGUCUAGUGGGUUACAAAGAGAUGGAUUUAUAUCAAAGAGACAACAUCGGGAGAACCGUUCUGCAUUUGGCUGCAAAAAAAGGGAACAUCGAAACUUUUGACGCCAUUCUGCAAAAGGUUUCUGAAAUCGAUUUAAUGCAGAUAAAGGACAAAAAUGGACUGAUGCCGUACUGUUACGCCGCCCUAGCAGGACAAAAGAGUAUAUUGGAGGACAUGAGAAGCAGAGGAUUCGAUAUUACGAAGGUAACAAAAUACGGUGAAUCCAUUGCACAUCUAGCUUGUAUCGGAGAAAGCUUAGAUGUUCUGAACAUGGCUUCCAAAAUUGAUGAAGAACAUAGUACACAGGAAUCGAUGAACAAUGAAGAAGAAAUCAUCAAGAGAAAAAAUAAGAUGGACUGGAAUACCCUCCAAUAUGCAGCAAAGUCUGGAAACACAAAAAUCUUAAAAUUCUUGCAUGACAAAAAUGUUCUUUUGCAUAAUCCAACCGAAGAUAUGAAAUCUGUCUUGCAUUCUGCUUGUGAGAAUGGACAUCUUGAAGCGUGCAAGUAUAUCGCUCAACAUUAUCCUGAACGUAUACAUGCAACUGAUAAGAAUGGGAGACAUGCUGGCCAUUUCGUGGCUAAAUGUGGAGAUGUGGAACUUCUGAAAUAUCUUAUUGAGGAUUGUAAGCUGCAAGCAAAUGCAUCAUCAUCACAAAACAUUAAUAUUCUUCAUAUUGCAUGUUGUCAUGGGAGACUCGAUAUUUGUAUAUAUAUCGCAGAUAAAUAUCCAGAUUUAGUUAAACAAGAGAGCAAAAAGGGCUGGAAUGCAUCUUUGUUUAUAGGAGAAAAAGGGGGAGCUGAUGAAGACAGGAUAGAAAUUUUGAAGAAUUUAGUGAAUAACCACAAUCUCUUUGUGUAUCACGUUUCCAGAGCUGGAAAAACGAUUCUGUACAAUGCGUGUGCCAACAGAUCAUACAUGCUAUGUGAACACCUUCUUGAAAACUAUCCAAAUCUUUUAACUGUUGAACGUUCAAUGGACCCUCGAAAUGCUGCAAGAGAUUCGAGGAUAACCACUCUAAUAUAGAGAAAUACCACUAAAGAAUGGCAAUUCUAGCUUCAAUUACAGAGAAGAGACCAUAUAAAUCAAGGUCGCGGUCGCCAAUAGGUGCUGACAUGAAAAAUAA
Molecule: messenger RNA, 1968 nt
Organism: Saccostrea cuccullata (small rock oyster)
Lineage: Eukaryota; Metazoa; Mollusca; Bivalvia; Ostreida; Ostreidae
Product: putative ankyrin repeat protein RF_0381
Exons: 8
Coding region: 486-1868 (460 amino acids)
Molecular function (GO): protein binding
Source: RefSeq, a predicted model, not a curated record